GGCGAUAAAUGGUGAGGGUAGGCGGCUGGCUACCCACCGAUCGACACAGUUGUGAACAAAAACAGUUUAUAAACAGUUUGCUUUUCGCAGUCGAACAGUUCAGUUUUGUGUUGUACACCGUCGGAAAAGUUAAGGCGCACGCGUAAAAAAAAAAAAUAAGUUUAGCAACAGACAGUCUUCAACCAAUAACCCCACGCAAAAUAUUUUAGUAAAACACAAAAAUUUAAAUACAACGGUUUAAAACGAUAUUGAGUGCCAAGAAGUAAAUCGCCAAAAAAAAAAAUGCACUCUCAUUAUGCCUUAAUAGCCACAUUGGCAUUGUGUGCGGUCAGCGCCCUAGCAGAGCAGAAAAGCGCCACUAUGGAAGCCAUUGCCUAUAUGGAGGGCCCCAUCGUGAAGGGUAAUGUUACUUUCAUACAGAAUGGCUGCUCGGAGAAUGUUCAUGUGCACGUCUACUUGACUGGAUUGGAUCCAGGCAAGCACGGUUUCCACGUGCACGAAAAGGGCGACCUAACCAAUGGCUGCACCAGCACCGGUGGACAUUUUAAUCCCGAUAAGAUGGAUCAUGGGGCGCCUGACGAUGAAGUGCGCCACGUUGGCGAUUUGGGCAAUGUGGAGGCCGAUGCGAAUGGCAUUGUUGAUACCACUUUCACCGACCACUUGAUCAGCUUAACUGGCAAGCGUACCAUCAUCGGACGCGGACUGGUUGUGCACGAAUUGACCGAUGAUUUGGGCAGGGGUAGCCACCCCGAUUCGAAGAAGACUGGCAAUGCAGGUGGACGCUUGGCUUGCGGUGUCAUUGGUGUUAAGUAAAUAUCAGAACAAAAGAAAACAAAACAAAAACCACACGCUUUUACUUUGUACACGCUAAUUGUAUGAAAGCUUCAAAUCAAAAUUAGUAUGGCUGUAUACGUCAUUGUUUUUUUUUAAGUGUUGUACUAUUGUUGUAACAUGUCAAUCAUUUGCUUAAACAGCGCCGUAGCGCAGUGAAGCAGGCUAAUGUAUUUUUUCCUUGGCUUUUUAUUUUCAUUUAAACUGCUAUUAUUUUUGAUUUAUUUUUUGUCGAUUUCUCUAGCUUCCUUGCUCUCUAUUUCAUUUUGUUCUAUUUUUUUUCUGUUUUAUUGUUUCCACAUUUUCUUCACUAACUCUUUCUUACCUUUAAAAUUUGAGCAAAAAUUUAUGUUUUGCUUAUCAUUUUGAUAUGCAACGACUUUAAUAAAUUAAUGUUUUGUGGUUAACCAAAUCGGCCAAAUU
This is a messenger RNA of Rhagoletis pomonella (apple maggot), 1254 nucleotides long. RefSeq names its product extracellular superoxide dismutase [Cu-Zn] (gene Sod3). Gene Ontology annotation, biological process: removal of superoxide radicals. The transcript has 4 exons. The record is from RefSeq and is a predicted model, not a curated record. Lineage: Eukaryota; Metazoa; Arthropoda; Insecta; Diptera; Tephritidae. Bases 283 to 813 code for a protein of 176 amino acids. Gene Ontology annotation, molecular function: superoxide dismutase activity; copper ion binding.